GAUAGAAUACUCAAUAUCAAACAACCAAGAGUCUCCUCAAUUGCAAAAAUGCUUCAAGCAAUUGACAACGUUCAUGAUCGCCAUUUCUUGGCCACAGAGCUCGCUUCACCAGCCACCCUCGUUGCUGAACUUGCGCAACCGGAGGUCAAGAACAUUCUCCUGGCCGCUUCCGGCUCGGUGGCCACCAUCAAGAUUCCCGAGAUAGUCAAGGCCUUAGCCAAGCACGGCGACAAGAUCCGCAUCCGCAUCGUCCUCACACAGUACGCCAAACACUUCCUCGGCGGCCAAAGCAAAGAACAGCCCGUCUACUCCUCCCUACUGGACUACCCCCAUGUGGAAGCUGUCUACGAUGAUGCCGAUGAAUGGGGUCCUGAGCCAUGGCACCGCGGAGCGAGUAUUCUUCAUAUCGAGCUACGAAGAUGGGCCGAUAUUCUUGUCGUUGCGCCUUUGGAUGCCAACACGCUUGCAAAGAUCGUCAACGGAAUGAGCGAUAAUCUUUUGACGUCCGUGAUAAGGGCGUGGGACACAGAUUCGAGUAUCGACAACAAGAAGAAGGUCAUUGCGGUUGCGCCGGCCAUGAACUCUGCCAUGUGGAGGCACCCCAUCACCGCGAAGCAGAUCCGAGUACUGCAAGAAGAAUGGGGAGUCAGGGAUCCUGAGCCAAGUGAGGGCGACACUGCGGGCGUCGCCGUAGCUAAUGGCUGGUUCCAGGUUAUCAUGCCGAUUGCAAAGACUCUUGCAUGUGGCGAUACAGGAGGGGCCAUGGCAUCCGUCGACACCAUCCGAGAAGCCAUUGAGAACAGGCUUGGUCUUGAGUAGUGUCGAUAUUACGUCCUACUCGUUGAAGCGCCGUUGUCGUCCGAUACAUUCAGAGUGUUCGAGAUGGACAUUGCCACAGCGAACUUUC
This is a messenger RNA of Neurospora tetraspora, 907 nucleotides long. RefSeq names its product flavoprotein-domain-containing protein. NCBI's taxonomy places the organism in Eukaryota, Fungi, Ascomycota, Sordariomycetes, Sordariales, Sordariaceae. The record is from RefSeq and is a predicted model, not a curated record. Gene Ontology annotation, cellular component: phosphopantothenoylcysteine decarboxylase complex. Gene Ontology annotation, biological process: coenzyme A biosynthetic process. The coding region runs from base 49 to 819 and encodes 256 amino acids. The transcript is spliced from 8 exons. Gene Ontology annotation, molecular function: FMN binding; phosphopantothenoylcysteine decarboxylase activity.